CUUCCAAUUGGACUCGUUUCACUUUCUCUCUCUUCUCUCAAGAAUUGGAAAAGCCACCAUUGGAGGAGCAUUUGUCUUCCUUGUUCAACGUUUCUGUUCUUAUAAUACGUUUUUAAGGAAAACAAACAAAAAAAAUCAUUUCUUUCUUCCUCUCCAAGUAAGAAUCUCCGAUGGUUUCCAACCUUUUUGGGCAUAUCAUACUCUUUCUCUUCCUCACCGGAGCAUUAGGAGUCGCCGGCAGAGCUUAUACCCAAAAAUCAAACAUCUCCCAUCUCGCCGGAAUCCAAAUUCCAGAUAAUAUCAGUUUCAAUGCCGUCUCUACUUCAGCCAAUUCAGGCUGUGGCCUAGCAGAAUCGAAGCAACCCAACUCCGAAUCUAGUCUAGAUGAAGAAGAUGAUGAUGGGUUUCCUUCAAAUCCCCAAGCUCCGGCAGUGAAACUCCAGAUGAACCGCCGCCGGCAGAACCCAGAAAUGAAAGACUCUGUUUUUGAGUCAACAUCUAGAGACAUAGUCAGAAUUCAGAGACUACAUAGAAGGAUAACGGAGAAGAAGAAUCAGAAUGCUUUGUCAAGACAACAGACUAAAUCAACUUCUCCGACGAAACCCUCACCGGAAUCCUCUCCCUUACCGUUUUCAGGUCAUCUGAUGGCUACACUUGAGUCAGGUGUAAGUCUCGGCUCCGGCGAAUACUUCAUGGAUGUAUUCAUAGGUACACCUCCAAAACAUUUCUCAUUAAUUCUCGAUACCGGAAGUGAUCUCAAUUGGAUUCAAUGUGUUCCUUGUUACGAUUGUUUUGAACAAAAUGGACCUCAUUAUAAUCCAACUGAAUCAUCAUCAUUCAAGAACAUACCUUGUAAUGACAACCGAUGUAAUCUUGUUUCAUCUCCGGAUCCACCUCAACCAUGUAAAACAGAGAAUCAAACAUGUCCUUAUUACUAUUGGUAUGGAGAUAGUUCAAACACAACCGGUGAUUUCACACUUGAAACCUUCACUGUAAAUCUCACAAACCCAAAUGGUGAAUACGAAUUCACAACCAUCGAUAACAUCAUGUUUGGUUGCGGGCAUUGGAACAGAGGACUUUUCCAUGGAGCUUCUGGUUUAUUAGGGCUUGGAAAUGGACCAUUAUCAUUCUCAUCUCAAUUACAAUCUCUUUAUGGUCAUUCAUUUUCUUACUGCUUAGUUGACAGAAACAGUAACUCAAGUGUUAGUAGCAAACUGAUAUUUGGAGAAGAUAAAGAUCUUUUGAAACACCCACAAUUGAAUUUCACAACUUUAUUGUCGGGGAAAGAAAACCCAGUUGAAACAUUCUACUAUGUGGAGAUCAAAUCGGUUAUGGUCGGAGGGGAAGAGUUGAAUAUACCAGAGGAAACAUGGAAAUUGUCUAAAGGUGGUGGGGGAGGGACAAUCAUCGAUUCAGGUACAACAUUGAGUUAUUUUGCAGAUCCUGGUUAUAAAGUUAUAAAGGAAGCAUUUGUAAACAAGACAAGAGGUUCUUAUUAUCCUUUGACAAAUGAUUUUCCAAUAUUGGAACCUUGUUAUAAUGUAUCUGGAAUUAAGGAACCUGUGUUUCCAAGUUUUGGAUUGGUUUUUAGCGACGGAGCGAUUUGGAAUUUUCCAGUUGAGAACUAUUUCAUUAGGAUUGAACCGGAGGGGGAUAUUGUUUGUUUGGCGAUUCUGGGAACGCCGCGUUUGGGUAUGUCGAUAAUUGGUAACUACCAACAGCAGAAUUUUCAUAUGUUGUAUGAUACUAAGAAUUCUAGGUUGGGAUUUGCGCCGACAAAAUGUGCCGACGCUUAAUACGGAUUUACCGACGCUUAAUACGAAUUGGUAUUAUUAAUUAUUAUUAUUAUAGGAGUUUUAUUUAUUUUUCUUUCUUUUUGGACUGUGGUCCGGUUACCGUUUAGGAUAUCGAAAUUAUAUACACAUAUAAACAUUACCACUAUUAUGAAAACUUAAUUUUGUUGUUGUUUCGAGGCUUUUCUUGAA
Impatiens glandulifera is the source of this 1985-nucleotide messenger RNA. Its product is annotated as aspartyl protease family protein 2-like. The coding region runs from base 171 to 1796 and encodes 541 amino acids. The transcript is spliced from 2 exons. Gene Ontology annotation, molecular function: aspartic-type endopeptidase activity. Gene Ontology annotation, biological process: proteolysis. NCBI's taxonomy places the organism in Eukaryota, Viridiplantae, Streptophyta, Magnoliopsida, Ericales, Balsaminaceae. The record is from RefSeq and is a predicted model, not a curated record.